Ilyonectria robusta is the source of this 888-nucleotide messenger RNA. Its product is annotated as HAD-like domain-containing protein. Lineage: Eukaryota; Fungi; Ascomycota; Sordariomycetes; Hypocreales; Nectriaceae. The transcript is spliced from 2 exons. Gene Ontology annotation, molecular function: phosphoprotein phosphatase activity. The coding region runs from base 1 to 888 and encodes 295 amino acids. The record is from RefSeq and is a predicted model, not a curated record.
AUGACCAAAUAUCAAACACCCCGCCAGCGGCAGAAACGCUCAUACACGAAGGCGCAGGCUGCGCAAGUCGAGGUCCUAGACCUCACUCUGGCGCAACAUCCUGCUCCUCCCCAUGUCGCAAAUCACCUGCCGCCCCGACCUCCUACGCAGCCCGCUCUCAUGGCAGCCGCCAGCAAAGCCGGCAACCGAGACCAGUUCACCGUCACCCAGAUCCCCAGUGCUUCCUCCGGCGGUGUCCCCGAUCCCACGCCGCAGUACAUCGCCCAGGCGCUCCUCAACCCGCAAGUUCUCCAGCAGCCACGCCGAAUCCUGAUCGUCAUGGACCUCAACGGCACCCUCCUCUAUCGCCCGAACAAACGUCGCCCCUUCCACUUCGUCGAGCGACCACACGCCCGCGCCUUCAUGUCAUACUGUCUCGAAACCUUCUACGUCGCCAUCUGGUCCUCGGCGCGCCCCGAAAACGUCUCCAAGAUGGUCGAGCAGCUGCUCACCCCCGAACAGCGCGAACGCUGCCUCCUGGUCUGGGCCCGCGACCAGUUUGGCCUCUCCUCGGCCGACUACGACUCCAAGGUCCAGGUCUACAAGCGCCUCACCAGUAUCUGGUCCAAUCCCCGCGUUAUGUCCUCUCACCCGGCUGCCCACGAAGGUGGCCGCUGGGAUCAGACAAACACCGUCCUGGUCGACGACUCGCUGGAAAAGGCACGCAGCGAGCCCUUCAACCUGCUCCAGAUACCCGAGUUCUCUGGCCUCGCUACCGAAUCCCAGAACGUCUUGCCCCAGGUUCAUGACUACCUCAACUCACUCUCCUACCAAUCCGACGUCAGUCGCUUCAUGCGACUAGCUUCCUUUAAACUCGACCCCAGAUACGUCUUGCCACCGUCAGGGUAA